UAUACAUAGAUAUGUAAUAUGUAUGCGUACGGUGCUUUACCAUGCCAAGUAUAUCGUGUAUCGUGUGUCAUAGCCGCGAUUAUGUUUUACUCUCGACAUGGAAUGGAGAACAGUAGCAUAUACAGUGUUGAUAGUGAGUUUAUGCUUUCUGGUAAUACCGAUCAGAGUCGGACCUGAUACUAACACCGAGGAUAUUAAGCUUUUUACUAGCUAUGUCACGCGUUAUAAUAAAUCUUAUAGAAACGACCCGGCAGAAUACGAGGAAAGGUUCAAACGAUUUAAGAGAUCGUUGCGGUACAUAGAAAAAAUGAAUGGGCUUCGACCAUCACAGGAGAGCGCGUAUUAUGGGCUCACGGCAUACUCUGAUAUGUCGGAAGAGGAGUUUUUGGCGCAAACCCUUGUACCUGACCUUCCCGUAAGAGGGGUAAAACACGUGAACGCAUCGUAUCAUCGACAGCAUCGUUCGAAGCAGUCGAUUGAUCGAUCGAAAAGAUCGCUUCAACCAAUAAAUAUGCCGUUAAAAUUCGAUUGGAGAGAAAAGGGAGUAGUUACUCCUGUGCGAGAGCAAGGAUCUUGCGGUGCCUGUUGGGCAUUCAGCACCGUUCAAGUCGCCGAAUCGAUGCUUGCGAUUAAAAAUGGCACUUUACGCACGUUGAGUGUCCAAGAAAUGAUCGACUGUGCGAGAAAUGGUAAUUUCGGAUGCGAGGGAGGUGAUAUAUGCAGUUUACUCUCGUGGUUGUUGGUGUCGAAAGUUGAAAUUUUUCAGGAAUCUAGUUAUCCGCUCACGCGACAGACGAGUAUGUGUAAAUUGAACAAGACAUUAGAAAAAGCACCUGGCAUAAGAAUAAAAGAUUUCACGUGCGAUAGUUUUAGAGACGCAGAGGAUGAUCUGUUAGUAACGCUUGCUACUCAUGGACCAGUGGCGGCUGCGGUGAAUGCCUUAUCCUGGCAGAAUUACUUGGGCGGUGUGAUACAAUAUCAUUGCGAUGGUUCUUUCGAUAGCUUGAAUCACGCUGUACAGAUAGUAGGCUACGAUAAAUCGGCUACUAUACCUCACUACAUAAUCAAAAAUUCAUGGGGAUCGAGGUUCGGAGACAAAGGCUACAUAUACAUAGGAAUAGGCGGUAAUCUAUGUGGUAUAGCCAAUCAGGUUUCGUCGCUGGACGUUCUUUAAAGAAGAAUAUAUCGACGCGAGCCAAGAUAUUGGUCGUAAUCGAACGAGUAUCGUAUUUUUCUAUCAAACUGUAUAAUGUAUUGUACAUAGAUAGUACUUUUGUAAAAGAUUGACAACGACAAUAAUCUACACGAUUAUUUCUAUAAUUUUACAGACACUCCGUUUCGAAACAUUACAUGUGCUAAGCGACAGAGUAUAAAGAGUAUAUCUAAUAAAGAUUUACAUACGUA
Hylaeus volcanicus is the source of this 1404-nucleotide messenger RNA. Its product is annotated as cathepsin O-like. NCBI's taxonomy places the organism in Eukaryota, Metazoa, Arthropoda, Insecta, Hymenoptera, Colletidae. The coding region runs from base 98 to 1174 and encodes 358 amino acids. The record is from RefSeq and is a predicted model, not a curated record. Gene Ontology annotation, molecular function: cysteine-type endopeptidase activity. The transcript is spliced from 7 exons. Gene Ontology annotation, cellular component: lysosome.